Messenger RNA from Fukomys damarensis (Damara mole-rat), 1192 nucleotides. It is a transcript of the gene Pthlh, whose product is annotated as parathyroid hormone like hormone. NCBI's taxonomy places the organism in Eukaryota, Metazoa, Chordata, Mammalia, Rodentia, Bathyergidae. Gene Ontology annotation, biological process: osteoblast development; adenylate cyclase-activating G protein-coupled receptor signaling pathway; regulation of chondrocyte differentiation. Bases 380 to 1024 code for a protein of 214 amino acids. The record is from RefSeq and is a predicted model, not a curated record. Gene Ontology annotation, molecular function: peptide hormone receptor binding; hormone activity. The transcript is spliced from 3 exons. Gene Ontology annotation, cellular component: extracellular region.
AUAUGUGGGUCUCGCUACAAGUGGCUGUGGACGCGCAGGGCCCGACUCGCCCCGAAGCGGACCUCGGGGGGAACUCACUCAGGCGGAGGCGAGCGCCGGCCGCGCACCCCGGUCCGGUGGCCGCACGAAUUAGACAUUGCUACGGGAGACGUGUAAACACCGCUCACCCCCGUGCGUGUGUAAAACCGUCUCGUGCUCGCUAUUCUUUCAGGGAAAGCGCCUCUGACUUAUCUUUCCCUUUGGGUCCCUUUUUGGCUGUGUGGUUUAGGAGCAGCGCAGUCGGAGUAACUGAUUCCUGAGUAAGUAGGAGCUGAGAGGCUCCCGAGGAACUUUUCUUCCCUCCUCUCUUUUUCUUUCUAACUUGGGAGAGGCCCUGAAGAUGGAGAGGCCGUCGGAGCCCAGGCUGCAGGAGGCGCGGGCGCGGGGCGGUGGGCAGCCCGAGCUCACGCCGCGGCCCUUCCUCCCGUCCAGGUCGCGGGGAGCCGGCGAGACGAUGCUGCGGAGGCUGGUCCAGCAGUGGAGCGUCGCUGCGUUCCUGCUCAGCUGCUCGGUGCCCUCCUGCGGGCGCUCGGUGGAGGGGCUCGGCCGCCGGCUCAAAAGGGCAGUGUCUGAGCACCAGCUGCUUCACGACAAGGGCAAGUCCAUUCAGGACCUGCGCCGCCGAUACUUCCUGCACCACCUCAUCUCUGGGAUCCACACGGCAGAGAUCAGAGCUACCUCGGAGGUGUCCCCCAACUCCAAGCCCUCACCCAACACCAAGAACCACCCAGUGCAGUUCGGGUCCGACGAUGAGGGCAGGUACCUAACUCAGGAAACCAACAAGGUGGAGACCUACAAAGAGCAACCCCUCAAGACACCCGGGAAGAAAAAGAAAGGCAAGCCGGGCAAGCGCAAGGAGCAGGAGAAGAAGAAGCGGCGAGCAAGGUCUGCCUGGCCCACCUCGCAGGCCGUGGGCAGUGGAGGCAGCGUGGACCGCCCAGCCCAAGUGUCCAGCACCCCGGAGCCUGUGUCACGGAGGCAUUGAAAUUUUCAGCAGAGACCUUUCAAGGACAUAUUACAGGAUUUUGUAAUAGUAAACGUAUAGAAAAUAUUAGAAAUAUUUAUUGUCUGUAAAUACUGUAAAUGCAUUGGAAUAAAACUGUCUCCCUCAUUGCUCUAUGAAACUGCACAUUGGUCAUUGUGAAUAUUUUUU